This is a messenger RNA of Toxotes jaculatrix (banded archerfish), 1593 nucleotides long. It is a transcript of the gene arl6, whose product is annotated as ADP-ribosylation factor-like 6. Gene Ontology annotation, cellular component: cytoplasm; axoneme. Gene Ontology annotation, biological process: cilium assembly; vesicle-mediated transport; intracellular protein transport. The record is from RefSeq and is a predicted model, not a curated record. Lineage: Eukaryota; Metazoa; Chordata; Actinopteri; Toxotidae. The transcript has 8 exons. Gene Ontology annotation, molecular function: GTPase activity; GTP binding. Bases 162 to 719 code for a protein of 185 amino acids.
UUUCUGUAGAGCUAGAGCGCACGAGAGAGUGGAGGAGAAAUGAAUGAGACACAGGUUUGAUCCUCGUUAUUUAAGGGACUAGCUAAAGGGGGCGUUAAGUGCAUCGUGGAACCAAGAUCCCAAAGCUUAAUUACAGACAGCUGAUGGUUGCUGGCUAGCCAAUGGGGCUGUUUGACAAGUUGGCAGGAUGGUUGGGUUUGAAGAAGGAGGUGAAUGUGCUGUGUCUCGGUCUGGACAACAGUGGAAAAACCACAAUCAUCAACCAGCUCAAGCCUUCCAAUGCCCAGGCACAAGACAUUGUCCCAACCAUUGGUUUCAGCAUAGAGAAGUUCAAGACAUCCAGUCUUUCCUUUACAGUGUUUGACAUGUCGGGUCAAGGCAGAUACAGAAACCUUUGGGAGCAUUACUACAAGGAAGGCCAGGCUAUCAUAUUUGUUAUUGAUAGUGCAGAUAAACUGAGGAUGGUUGUGGCUAAAGAAGAACUGGACACAUUACUAAAUCAUCCUGAUAUUAAACACAGGAGGAUCCCCAUCCUGUUCUUUGCUAAUAAGAUGGAUGUCAGGGAUGCUCUGUCUUCAGUCAAGGUCUCACAGCUGCUCUGUUUGGAGAACAUCAAAGAUAAACCCUGGCACAUCUGUGCCACAGAUGCUCUGAAAGGAGAAGGUUUACAGGAGGGAGUCGACUGGUUACAAGAUCAAAUCAAAACAAUGAGAACAUGAGGGCCUGAGGAGGGGCAUGCCGGGAGUAAAAGCAUCCUCAAAAGAGUUUUAAGAAAGAUAUGUUGACUGUGUAUUCAGAGGUACAAUGGGAUAGCAAUGUUUUAAUAGGCUAUUUAGAUGGUUCUUGGAUGUGUGUGGUUCAGUGGGAAAAUGAGUACAUAAAUUCUCUGGUACCAGUAAAAACAGUAAAAAUGCAUCUACUGAGAGUGUUGAGUCAAUGAGAAACAUACAGUUUGUUGGCAACUUUCACACACUUAUUUGGGCAAAUUCUUAUUUUCCAUACGGUCUUUAUAAGUUUGAACUGAUAGAUGCAGGUGUCUAAAGGAACAAUAACAUUUUAAAAAGUCACUGGGGAAAACACAAUAUCUGUGUGUACCAGGGAUCAUGAUGAACUAUAGCUGCUCUUAAACACGCCACUGUGUUUGGUGUUGUCUUUCUUUUAAGAAGGAUAAAUACCUGGGAUGUCUUGUAGAAAAGACAUAUUGUUGGUUGCUGCUUUAUGUUGCAUGUUUUGGCCCUUACAUUAUCCCCUUAUGUCCAACGUAUGUGCCAGCUUCUUUGAAGAGACAACACGUGUGACAGCUGGUUGAUUCAGACUGACACUAGAUCAUACCAAUAAUAUAAACUGAAUGUCUUAUCCUGUUUUUACACGGGCUCAUAAUUACCCAUAUUAGCUUUGGCGUAGCCUUGUGUGUUAUGACCAUGUUCAUUCCUAGUCUUUGCUUCUCAAACCUCCAUGCAUAAGACAUCACUCUACAAAACUUUUGGCAGUAAUGGAAAGUACAUGCGACCUGUAUGUAAUAGGCUUAAACAUUCAAAAUGACCUGUAAGGACUUUACACAGUUUCCACCUAUAAAAUAUGCCAAGUGCUCUA